CGGUAUCAAGAACGUGUAUAUACCUAUCACCUUUAGGAAAGUGAGUUUGGCAACAUUUUUGGAUAAAGUGACGGACAUGGGUGCUUUGGCUGUUGUAACUGGAAAAUGGUAUGGAGAAGCCAAAAUAAAUCAGGCAACGUUGGCAUUAACUAUUGCAGUAACACUUCGAUUAAGCUAA
This is a messenger RNA of Paraglomus occultum, 178 nucleotides long. The record is from the annotation of a GenBank genome assembly. NCBI's taxonomy places the organism in Eukaryota, Fungi, Glomeromycota, Glomeromycetes, Paraglomerales, Paraglomeraceae.